ACAUCAAAUAUGUCUCUUGAUUUAAACGAAUACCUUGAAAAUUUGUUGUUAGAACUUGGAGGACUUGGUCGCUUUCAGUUUGUGCUGACAUUAAUUGUUUAUGGAAGUAAAGCUACAAUUGCAUGGAGCACACUAAUGAUGUCAUUCGGUGGAGCUAUUCCGGAUUGGACUUGCACUUUGAAAACAGAUUUAGGGAAUGAAUAUAUUUCGAACUCCUCAUUUAUAAAUAAAUGUAGCUUCAAGAAUAAUUCAGAGGAUUUUCACUGUGACUCAAAGGCCUACGAUACGUCUAUGUCUACAAUCGUAAGCGAGUGGAAUCUUGUCUGUGACAGAGAAUGGAUAAUUUCAACAAUAACUACUAUUCAAAUGGGAGGACUUCUUAUCGGCGCAUUUAUUUCCGGUCAGGUUGGAGAUGUGUUUGGUCGGAAGCCAGCAUACUACGCAUCCAUUAUCAUUCUACUGAUAUUUAAUGUUAUUGCAGCAUUUUCUGUUAGUUGGCAAAUGUUUGCUGCUCUCAGAUUUCUAAUUGGUAUGGGAUGCGGAUGGUAUCUGACUAUUGACGUAACGUACAUGGCAGAAUUUACCCCUGCCAAAUAUCGUUCAUUUAUACUGGCGUUACCCAUGUGGCCACUCGGAACAGUGACAUUCGCAUUAUUUUCCUGGCUUCUACACGAUUGGAAGUAUAUUCAGAUAGCCUCAGCUAUUUUUUGUGUACCAUGGUUUAUUGGCGUAUGUAUAAUUCCAGAGAGUUACCGAUGGCUUGUAUCAGUGAAUAGAAUUGAUGACGCCCAUGACGUCAUAAAAAAGAUCGGUAAAAUGAACAGACGACCAGUUCUAAAGAAAGAAGAGCUGUGUAAAGUAGUAAAAUCAUCUAAUCGAAUAGAAAAGGGAAGAAAACGGACUUUUAUAGAUGUAUUUAGAAAUCGCUACCUGUUUAGAACUACAGUUUUGCUUGGUAUUUGUUGGAUAACAUGUGGUUAUGGCUUCUAUGCGAUAUCAUUUGGUGUCCAGCAGUUGUCCGGAAAUAUAUAUCUGAAUAUUGCCCUUUUAGGAAUGAUGGAAGCGGUUCAAUUGAUUGUCGCUUAUGCUACAAAUCGAUUUGGACGGAAAUGGACAACACUUGUAUUUUUUGUGCUUGGUGGACUAACAGGUCUAGCUGUUGGAGUUCUCCAAUUUCUUGAUAUUCCAGAAAAAGGAAGGUGGAUAAACGGCUUUGCUCUGACAUCAAAACUAUGUGUUUCCUGUGGAUGGAUGGCUUUAAUUAUAUUUACCUCUGAACUGUAUCCAACUGUAGUCAGAAAUGUAGGAUAUGGAAUAAAUAACACAGUUUCACGUAUUGGAUCAAUGGUGGCACCACAACUUGUGUACGCUAGUAAAAAUAUACCAGGACUUAUGUAUUUACUACUAGGUGGACUUCUCCUGCUCUCAGCGGCAUGUGUAUUACUACUGACUGAAACUAACAAUCUUGCUUUAAAAGAUACAAUAGAAGAAAUCGUUGAAAAGCCUCAUCGAGUGGAAAAGAAAAGCGAAAGCAAUCAUACUGAUGAGUAUAGUGAAGAAAUUAGUAACACAUUUACCAAAGACGAAAUAAAUACACAUAUUUGAAUAUCGUCUUAUACAGUUGUCAAUGUUUUGUAUUUACAGUUUUUUUGUUAUUCUGCAUAUGUU
Molecule: messenger RNA, 1668 nt
Organism: Mytilus trossulus (common blue mussel)
Lineage: Eukaryota; Metazoa; Mollusca; Bivalvia; Mytilida; Mytilidae
Product: solute carrier family 22 member 4-like
Exons: 8
Coding region: 10-1605 (531 amino acids)
Biological process (GO): transmembrane transport
Cellular component (GO): membrane
Molecular function (GO): transmembrane transporter activity
Source: RefSeq, a predicted model, not a curated record